Messenger RNA from Calliphora vicina (urban bluebottle blowfly), 3239 nucleotides. It is a transcript of the gene KaiR1D, whose product is annotated as Kainate-type ionotropic glutamate receptor subunit 1D. Bases 166 to 2709 code for a protein of 847 amino acids. Gene Ontology annotation, cellular component: plasma membrane; postsynaptic density membrane. Lineage: Eukaryota; Metazoa; Arthropoda; Insecta; Diptera; Calliphoridae. Gene Ontology annotation, biological process: modulation of chemical synaptic transmission; synaptic transmission, glutamatergic; monoatomic ion transport. Gene Ontology annotation, molecular function: glutamate receptor activity; transmitter-gated monoatomic ion channel activity involved in regulation of postsynaptic membrane potential. The transcript has 13 exons. The record is from RefSeq and is a predicted model, not a curated record.
UCAACAGCUUUUGCAGGAAAUACACAUCAAGUCGUAAAAGUAAAACAAACAAAAUGAAACGCGUGUGAAACUCAGUAUAAAAAUCACAAAUAGAAAAAAUAUCAAUUAAUGCAACAUUUUUAAACCAAAAAAAAAAAUCUAUUAAAGUUUAAAAGAAAAAUUAUUAUGCAUUUGUGGCCUAAUGUAGCGGGCAUAUUUUUCGCCUGUCUAACAUUAACAAAAGCCCUGCCUGAUGUGAUAAAAAUUGGUGGACUUUUCCAUCCCACCGACGACAACCAGGAGUUGGCAUUUCGCCAGGCAGUUGAUCGUAUUAAUGCUGAUCGUAUGAUUUUGCCACGUUCGAAGCUGGUAGCGCAAAUUGAACGUAUUUCGCCGUUUGACAGUUUUCAUGCCGGCAAAAGAGUAUGCGGUCUUUUGAAUGUGGGAGUAGCUGCAAUAUUUGGACCUCAGUCAACACAUACCGCCAGUCAUGUUCAAAGUAUUUGUGAUAAUAUGGAGAUUCCCCAUUUGGAAAAUCGUUGGGAUUAUCGUUUGAGAAGAGAAAGUUGUUUGGUCAACUUAUAUCCUCAUCCCAAUACUUUGGCUAUGGCCUACGUUGAUAUUGUACGUUCUUGGGGCUGGAAAUCGUUUACCAUAAUAUAUGAGAGUAAUGAUGGCAUAGUUCGUUUGCAAGAGCUGCUGAAGGACCAUGGCUCUACACCCCAUCCCAUAACUGUGCGACAACUAAGUGAUAGCGGAGAUUAUAGACCUCUACUUAAACAAAUCAAAAACUCUGCAGAAGGCAACAUUGUUUUGGAUUGCACCACCGAAAAAAUCUAUGAGGUCCUAAAACAGGCUCAACAAGUUGGCAUGAUGAGUGAUUAUCACAGUUAUUUAAUAACAUCACUUGAUCUUCAUACCAUUAAUUUGGAUGAAUUUCGCUAUGGUGGCACCAAUGUCACCGGUUUCCGUUUGGUAAAUGAAAAGGUGGUUAAUGAUGUUGUACGCCAAUGGAGUAUUGAGGAGAAGGGUGUUUUGCGUUCGGCCAAUUUGUCGACAAUUAAGACCGAAACAGCAUUAAUGUAUGAUGCCGUACAUUUGUUUGCCAAAGCAUUGCACGAUCUGGAUACGUCACAACAAAUCGAUAUUCACCCAUUGAGUUGUGAUGGCCAGAAUACCUGGCAGCAUGGUUUCAGUUUGAUUAAUUACAUGAAAAUAGUGGAAAUGAAAGGUUUAACAAAUGUCAUAAAAUUUGAUCAUCAGGGUUUUCGUAGUGAUUUUAUCCUGGACAUAGUGGAAUUAAGUCCGGGUGGAGUGCGUAAGAUUGGUACUUGGAAUUCCACAAUGCAGGAGGGAAUUAAUUUUACCAGAACGUAUAGUCAGAAGCAACAAGAAAUCGAAGCAAGUUUGAAAAAUCGAACUUUGAUUGUGACAACAAUUUUGAGUAAUCCAUAUUGCAUGCGCAAAGAAUCUGCUGUCUCCCUGAGCGGUAACGAUCAGUUUGAGGGUUAUGCUGUAGAUUUAAUUCACGAAAUCUCUAAAGCUUUGGGUUUCAACUAUAAAAUUCAAUUGGUGCCAGAUGGCAGUUAUGGCAGCUAUAACAAACAGACGGGUGAAUGGAAUGGCAUGAUACGUGAACUUUUGGAGCAGCGUGCUGAUUUGGCUAUAGCCGAUUUGACCAUAACAUUUGAAAGAGAACAGGCCGUGGACUUUACCACACCCUUUAUGAAUUUGGGUGUUUCCAUAUUGUACCGCAAACCCGUUAAACAACCACCGAAUCUGUUUUCAUUUCUAUCACCUCUUUCCCUGGAUGUUUGGAUUUAUAUGGCUACGGCGUAUUUGGGAGUGUCAGUGCUCUUGUUUAUAUUGGCCAAAUUCACUCCUUAUGAAUGGCCAUAUACCGAUGCUCAUGGUGAAAAGGUUGAGAAUCAAUUUACUUUACUCAACUGCAUGUGGUUUGCAAUUGGUUCUCUGAUGCAGCAAGGCUGUGAUUUCUUGCCCAAAGCCUUAUCCACCCGCAUGGUUGCUGGUAUGUGGUGGUUUUUCACUUUAAUCAUGAUAUCCUCGUAUACUGCCAAUUUGGCUGCUUUCCUAACUGUGGAACGCAUGGACUCACCCAUCGAAAGUGCUGAGGAUUUGGCCAAACAAACCAGAAUUAAAUAUGGUGCUUUAAAAGGUGGCAGCACAGCAGCCUUCUUUAGGGACUCGAAAAUAUCAACCUAUCAAAGAAUGUGGUCAUUUAUGGAAUCAGCUAGACCCUCGGUGUUUACUUCAAGCAAUGGCGAAGGUGUGGAAAGAGUUGCCAAAGGAAAAGGUAACUAUGCCUUUCUAAUGGAAUCGACGUCUAUUGAAUAUGUCACCGAGAGAAAUUGUGAUUUAACCCAAGUGGGUGGUAUGUUAGAUACCAAAUCAUAUGGCAUUGCCACACCACCGAAUUCUCCCUAUCGUACUGCAAUAAAUAGUGUCAUCUUGAAACUGCAGGAGGAAGGCAAAUUACAUAUUCUCAAAACAAAAUGGUGGAAAGAGAAACGAGGCGGUGGUAAAUGUCGGGUCGAAACAUCAAAAUCUUCUUCAGCGGCCAAUGAACUGGGUUUAGCAAAUGUUGGUGGGGUAUUUGUGGUAUUAAUGGGCGGCAUGGGUGUGGCCUGCGUGGUGGCUGUAUGUGAGUUUGUGUGGAAAUCACGAAAAGUUGCUGUUGAAGAGCGUUUAAGUGCCAUUUUACAUGAAUGAGAUACGUCAUAAACCCAAGAUGAAUGGGUUUAAUGUCUAUAUAAUUCAUGCAGAACGAAUACGAAAUCAAAUAAAUUCUAUUAAGAAAAAAUUGCUCAAAAAUGAAAAUAAACAAACAAUGAAACAAUAUCAAAAUUUUUUCUCAUCUUAAAAACAGACAACUAUUUUUAAAUCAUCAUCAAACAAAUCAUAACAUUUAACUAUAUACUUUCUAAAAUUCAAAAUUAAAAAAUGAAAAAGAAAUUAAUGAAAUACAUAUACUUAUAUUCAAAGGUUUUUUUACAUUCAUGUAUUGUGGUCCCUUUUUUCCUAAUCGGAAUAACCACAGGAUAUAUUAAAUAUAUAUUGCAAGGUAAAUAAAAUCGAAUUAAAUAAAAAUAAAACACUCAUUAAUAUUUGCAUUUAUAUACAUUUAUUAUAUAAACUAAAUGGGAAUUGUAACAUAAUUUAAGAUGUAUGUAGCUCAUUAGAUAAAUAAUAUUGUAUUUAAGAAAUGGAAAAUAAAAAUUUUGAUUUUCUGUUUUAGUUAA